CGGUGGUUUUGACAUCCAAGACGUGUCUCCUGUAAAUGCGACGAUAUGAAAGCUAGCUCUGGCUCUCUGUUCUAACAAUGACAAUCCUCUCGACCUGUCCGCGUCUUUAGUCAUCUCCACAUCUGUGUGCAUUCAGGGAGUUUGCACGUUUUCCAUUUAACUGUGACAGAGGCUUCAUUUUCCCGGGAAAACGGACUGAAGAGCCCAUGCUGCAGGAAGGUGCGGAAGCUAAGCGUUAGCCGGCCAGCCAUGGAGGGAGCUGGACGACUUGACUUUGUAUUGUUGGCCUCUGGUCCCUGAAAUAAGCUGCUAUCAGACACCCCACCGUGCAAAAAAAGCAUCCAAAUCCACGUGUUUCAUUCCUAUCAGAGGUGCCCGAGUGCUAUGCUGCGCACACGCCCUGCAGAUGUCAGCUGUCCUGCACAUGCCGCAGUCGGCUGUCAUUGCAUAGAUCUCAUUCUGCAGGAUUUUUCACUUUGCAUGCAAAAAAAAAAGAUUUAAAUCAUCUUGAAAGCAGAUCAGAUUUGGUGCAUUGCUUUUUGAUUCGCUCUGCAGUGUUGUCAGUCCGACUAAAGUAGGUGAUCCCCCCCCUCCUCCUGAGGUUUAUGGGAAACGGUUCUGGCUGCAGCAGGACUGUUGUUGUAGGUCAACGAUGGGAGGCUCGGUGUCUUGCUGCAUCUCCCCCGGAGAGAGUCCCAAGAUCCGCAGGAGAGAGGUGGAGCUGGAGGAGUGUCCCAUCACCACCGCCGAGGACGUGAGUGAGGACACUGGGACCUACCUGCAGCACAUCAGCGACAGGGAGCUCCCAGACGAACUGGCCCAUGAGUCCAACCCAUCAGACCACCCCAGAGCCAGCACUCUCUUCCUCAACAAGUCGCAGACAGACGUGCGUGAGAAAAGGAAGAGCAACUACUUGAAUCAUCAGAUGUCUCCGGGGGUCCUGACCAAAAAGUACAGUUCCUGCUCAACGAUAUUCCUCGAUGAUAGCACAGUCAGCCAGCCCAACCUCAAGAGCACGAUCAAAUGCGUCACAUUGGCCAUAUACUACCACAUAAAAAACAGAGAUUCAAACCGCUCGGUGGAUAUAUUCGACGAGAAGAAGCACCCUCUGUCGAGAGAGAAGGUUCCAGAUGACUACUCUGUGGUGGACCCAGAACACAAACUCAUCUACCGCUUCAUACGGACGCUCUUCAGCUCCGCUCAGCUCACGGCCGAGUGCGCCAUCGUCACUCUGGUGUACCUGGAAAGGCUGUUGACGUAUGCUGAGAUGGACAUCUGUCCCUGUAACUGGAAGCGAAUUGUUCUCGGUGCCAUUCUGCUGGCCUCCAAGGUGUGGGACGACCAGGCUGUGUGGAACGUCGACUACUGCCAGAUCCUCAAAGAGAUGACAGUGGAGGACAUGAAUGAGAUGGAGCGUCACUUCCUGGAGCUGCUCCAGUUCAACAUCAACGUCCCAGGAAGUGUUUACGCCAAGUAUUACUUUGACCUGCGCUCGCUGGCUGACGACAACAACCUCAGUUUCCCUCUGGAGCCGCUCAGCAACAAGCGCGCCCAAAAACUGGAGGCCAUCUCCAGGCUGUGCGAGGACAAGUACAAGGACCUGUGUAAAUCCACUAUGAGGAAGUCCGUCAGUGUGGACAACCUGGCUGGCAUCAAGACCUCCCAGGCUGUGCUGUCUUAAGCCUGCGGAGGAGGUGGUGCAGCAGGCCGAGAGCGAAGCUGCAGGAUGGGACAUUAAGGAAGUCAGACAGGAUUCUCCAAGAGACAUUUCCAAAGUAGAUUAUGAUAAUAUCAGUAACUAAAAAGUUCCAUUACAAAAUGUUAAAUCAUGACUUUUUGAGUGGAACAAAAGAGCAGUUUACCGUACAAUAACUCUAAAGUAUCAUGAAUCCAGUCUCUAUGUGUUCAUUACAAAGAACUUCAGCUAUCCGCCUUUAACGCAUGAUGAUUUGGUGAAAUAUUUUGCAGACUGUAAAUUUUUUUUGUUUAAAUGGAUGUGUAACUUUGGAAAGGAAUCAGCAUGAAAAUGCUUCCUGAAGUCACACAAACUGAGGACUUUUAUCUUUUUUUCUCAUCAGCCGAUCUCUUGAGGAGUCACUUCUCUUCCCUCCACCAGCCGCGUCCCCUCACCUUUAUUCACACACUGACGGACUGUCUUGAACUACCCUGUGGUGUAGUUCUGCACAUGGACAAAGAGUAGACUUUGUUUUGCUUACUAUGUAGGCCCCUAUAGCUGUGAAAUGUACAAGACUUUAUUUAAUUCAAAUAAA
Molecule: messenger RNA, 2270 nt
Organism: Anoplopoma fimbria (sablefish)
Lineage: Eukaryota; Metazoa; Chordata; Actinopteri; Perciformes; Anoplopomatidae
Product: cyclin-Y-like protein 1
Exons: 10
Coding region: 653-1681 (342 amino acids)
Biological process (GO): regulation of cyclin-dependent protein serine/threonine kinase activity; regulation of canonical Wnt signaling pathway
Cellular component (GO): plasma membrane
Molecular function (GO): protein kinase binding; cyclin-dependent protein serine/threonine kinase activator activity
Source: RefSeq, a predicted model, not a curated record